AUGCAAAAUAGUUCGCCACCUGUCGCACUCUAUAAUAAAAGUUUAACAGGAUAUUGGCGUGAAGUUUAUGAUGAAAUGAAAAAUCUUGGGUGGUGUGUUAGAUUUGUGGAAGCUACUCAAGGAACUCCUGGGGAUAUUACUUUUCCAAAGUCAAAUAUCACAUUCCUAUGCUUCAACAAUGAACAAGGGAGCUUUUGUAACUCUGAAAAUAAUAAUAACAAUUAUGUUAUAAAUUUAGCCAAUAGAAUCAAAAGAUCAAUUCAGCGACAUAAAAAAUCUAUUUUAUUACUUUAUAUCGAAAAUGAAAAUAUGCAAAUAUUAUAUACCUUACAAACAAAACUCUUAGAAAUUUGUGUCUCCAUCGAAAUUCUUCCAGUUCAUAAUUUAAAAGAAACAACAACUUUGUUGCGUGUAUUUUACGACGGGUUGCUUCCUGAAAAUAAACCACCAGUUGUUCAAAGUUUAGAAAAAGAACUGAGAAAAAAAAUUAAUGAUCCAACAAAUCUAACAACAACUAAUAAAUGGAUUAAUUUGGUUGCUCAAAUGUCGGUUGGAAUCAAGAAACUUCGAUUACAUGAUUGUUAUAUACUACAAGAAAAUUUUUCAUCCUUACAUAACAUGGCAACUUCUACUGAACCUCAAUUAUUGAAUUGUUCAUUGGACAAGGAAACCGCUCAAAUCAUAAAAGGAAUGGCUUUCCCACAAAUUCGUGAUUUCUUGAGCAAAUGUAAUCUCUUGGAGUAUUAUGAUAAAUUCAUUGAAGAAGGAUUUGAUCAAUUACAAUCGCUGCUUGACGUUACGGAAUCCGACUUGAUCGCCAUGGGUGCCAAACGAGGUCAUCGAAGGCGUUUACAACGGGAAAUUGCGACCCUUAAAGGAAUUCCUCCCAAUGUACCUUUUUACAUUCAACAUGGACAUGGUAUCGAACGUUUCACAGCAUUUAUAAUCAUUGCCAUCGCCUCAUCAACAACGGAACAACAACAAAAUGUGAUUUCUCGCAGCGAUAGUCAAAAAGAUUCAUCUUACCAAAAAAGAAAGUACAAACGUCAUCCCAAACGUGACCAAAAUGCGCCAGCCAAGCCGCAUUCUGCUUAUGUUCUGUUUUCACAAAAAGUUCGCUCGGAAUAUAAAAUAAAAGGAAAGAAUCUCCCUUUUCAAGAAAUGGCAAAGGUGGUUGGUGACCGUUGGAAAACAAUACCAACGCACGAAAAAGAAGAGUUAGAAGCUCAAGCUUCUGCGGAAAAAGAAAAAUAUCUGGUUUCAUUGUCUAGAUAUAAAAUUACCGAAAACUGGAAUAAAUAUCAAGUAUAUCUUAAGGAAUUUAAGGAGAAAUACGAAUCAAGUGCACACGAUUCCAAGGCUCGUAAAAGACAAAAAAUGCCAAAUUCGCACGAGUCCUCGAGCAAUCAAUCUUCCGGUGGAUAUCAUGCUGACAGUGGUAGUAGAGAGAUGAGCAGUGGUAGUAGCAAUUACAAUCAUCAUGUUUCCCGGCACUCAUCAACUGGCUCCAACUAUAUUCCUCCCUAUCGUCAUUUGAACCCUUCUUUACCUUUUUUUAAUACCAACAAUAAUAAUAGUAAUACAAACAGUACUGCACCAUUACGUGCUGAAGAUGAACAAACAUUCGCUGAUGAUAAUUCCUCAAGAAAAGGGAAAACAAGUGCUUGUGGAAGCGGCACCUCAUCAGAAAGUCCAAAUAAUGUAUCAAGUGGGAAUAGUGAUACUGAAGCAAGCACUAGCCAAACUUUUCUUUUGAAUAGUUCUCGACGAUAA
Messenger RNA from Diversispora eburnea, 1773 nucleotides. NCBI's taxonomy places the organism in Eukaryota, Fungi, Glomeromycota, Glomeromycetes, Diversisporales, Diversisporaceae. The record is from the annotation of a GenBank genome assembly.